Caenorhabditis briggsae is the source of this 573-nucleotide messenger RNA. The coding region runs from base 1 to 573 and encodes 190 amino acids. The record is from RefSeq and is a predicted model, not a curated record. The transcript has a single exon. Lineage: Eukaryota; Metazoa; Nematoda; Chromadorea; Rhabditida; Rhabditidae.
AUGCCAUCCAACACUGUCUGCAAGUCUAGAUCCUCGGCCAUUCCAGCCGUCAGACAAGCUCAGAAGCGUUGUUCGGCCCACGACUACGUCCGCCAUUACACCGAGAUGUUGGUAAUUGGUACUAGACAGAUUCAUGCUCUUCAUAAGCUUCGUGAAAUCGAUUGUCCAAUCCGCGUCUUCGAAGACUGUCUCACCGAACAAGUCAUCCGGAAGAACAACUUCGAACUCUAUCAAUAUAUGGCUGAUGAUCUUCUUCGAAAGUUUGAUGCCAUGAGAAGAAAGGAGAAUAUCCAGGCUCAACAGCGACUUGCGAAGAAUGGAGAACAUACUGCUCAUGUUUCAUUCAAACCUGAAUUCGUGGAACUUCAGAAGAUGAUCAUUGAGCAACGAAAAGAAUCGGAAACCAAUCAACUCUUCGCCAAUGCCAUGUCCAAGACCAAAGGAUCAUCAUCCACAGUGCCACGUGUCAAGCCAGACUACUCCAAGUUCAAAAUCGUCAAAAGAUCGAAGGCGUCGUCUUCUUCAUCAUCGUCUCCAAGCAGUUCAUCGUCCACCUCUUCUCCAAAUCAAUAA